Messenger RNA from Morone saxatilis (striped sea-bass), 557 nucleotides. RefSeq names its product ribosomal protein, large, P1 (gene rplp1). Gene Ontology annotation, molecular function: structural constituent of ribosome; protein kinase activator activity; ribonucleoprotein complex binding. NCBI's taxonomy places the organism in Eukaryota, Metazoa, Chordata, Actinopteri, Moronidae. Gene Ontology annotation, cellular component: ribosome; cytosolic large ribosomal subunit. The transcript has 4 exons. The record is from RefSeq and is a predicted model, not a curated record. The coding region runs from base 178 to 516 and encodes 112 amino acids. Gene Ontology annotation, biological process: cytoplasmic translation; translational elongation.
GCCCUCACGUAGAGUAUAUCUUGCAAGCUCCCGCCCUCCCCCUUCCCUUUUCCGCUGUAGUAAGUAAACGUGCCUAAGGUGCUCGGUUCUUCACCCGAAGCUAAGGCCCUCAAUCCGGCGACUAGCACCGUCAAAUUUAGGCAUCCAACGCUACAAAUAUAAAAUCUAACAUCUACAAUGGCCUCCGUGUCCGAGCUCGCCUGCAUUUACUCUGCUCUCAUCCUCCACGACGAUGAAGUCACCGUCACCGAGGAUAAGCUGAAUGCUCUGAUCAAGGCUGCCGGCGUCACCGUGGAGCCCUUCUGGCCAAGUCUGUUUGCCAAGGCUCUUACCAGCGUUGACAUCGGCAGCCUGAUCUGCAACGUUGGCGCCGGAGGUGGAGCACCAGCUGGAGCCCCUGCCGCUGCCGCCGCCGCUGCUGGAGACGCCCCAGCCAAGGAGGAGGAGAAGAAAGAAGAGAAGAAGGAAGAGUCUGAGGAGUCUGAUGAUGACAUGGGCUUCGGUCUCUUCGACUAAAAGUUGUUUUUUAAGAAAACACAAUAAAACUACAAAAAUGA